Molecule: messenger RNA, 534 nt
Organism: Prunus armeniaca (apricot)
Lineage: Eukaryota; Viridiplantae; Streptophyta; Magnoliopsida; Rosales; Rosaceae
Source: the annotation of a GenBank genome assembly
AUGGCCGAAGCUCCGGGAAGUCCAGGCGGAGGGAGCCACGAGAGCGGCGGCGACCAGAGCCCACGCUCGAACGUUCGGGAGCAGGAUCGGUAUCUUCCGAUAGCCAACAUUAGUCGGAUCAUGAAGAAGGCGCUUCCUGCUAAUGGCAAAAUCGCCAAGGACGCCAAAGAGACCGUGCAGGAAUGCGUUUCUGAAUUCAUCAGCUUCAUCACUAGCGAGUACGACGCCGUUUCGGCGAGUGACAAGUGCCAGAGAGAGAAGAGGAAGACAAUUAAUGGCGAUGAUUUGCUCUGGGCAAUGGCUACUUUGGGCUUUGAAGAUUAUAUCGACCCCCUUAAGGUUUACCUCACUAGAUACAGAGAGAUGGAGGGUGACACCAAGGGUUCAGGGAAGGGUGGAGAUUCAUCUUCUAAGAAAGAUGCUCAGCCAAGUUCAAAUGCUCAGAUUUCUCGCCAAGGUUCUUUCUCCCAAGGAGGGAAUUACUCAAAUUCUCAAAGCCAACAUAUGAUGGUUCCUAUGCAAGGGACAGAGUAG